CUGUGUAUGCAUUAAGAGAAAGUGUCGUUGCCAUGACAACACAAAACGUUGACAUGGCGUCCCUGUUACCAGACCAGUUGUUUGAAACGUCUGGACGCGGUCCUGCACCCAAUACCAAUUUUUAUUCUUUAAUAAUCACCAAGUCAGAUGUGAUAUGGAGAUGGUGGAAGAUAUCCCCGAGAACUGUAGACAGGAACACCAAACCUGGGGAGCUCAUGGAGUCUCACCAGGACUUCUUGGAUGACAGUGUGCUGCAAAGGGAGGUCGGUAUGGUUUUCGGUCAUCGAAUCUUGGACUACAUCAAGGCUUUGUGCCAAGGCCAUUUUGAUUAUCUAGAGCGCCUGUCCGACUCGUUACUUCUGCGGAUAAUAAAUUAUCUAGAACUAGAGGAUGUGGGUCAGCUUGGACGAACGUCACGCAGGUUCAUGCAGCUAUGUGGAUCAGAGGGGUUUUGGGAGCAGGUAGUGCAGCGGCGCUGCAACACAGUGCCGGCUGAGGUUGGGUCUCUGGCGCUCGAGGUGGGCUGGCGCCGCAUCUUCUUCACCAGCAAGCUGCAGCUGCAGAAGCUGAUCAGCCGCAGGAGGCUGAAGACUGAGGAGCAUCAAGAAGGACAGGCCCCUGAAUCCGAUUCAGAGGAAUCUCCUGAUGAAAGCUCAGAGACAGAGCAGACAUUCGGUUCUGAGGAGAAGAAGUAAAGGAGAAUGCCAUACAGACAAGACACUGAGUUAAUCCUUUUGUCUGAUGUUGCUAAGUUCUGUUUCUGUUGUAUUGAAAUGCCAUUUAUACACAUUCCUUAUCCUAAAAGGAGUUGUGUAUUGAUUAUAAUAUCUUUUUAUAUUUGUCAAUUGUAAAUUAUUUGUUUAUGUUUGUUUGAUAUGAUUUUUUAGUUGUCAAUCCUGAUAUCCAUUGUGCCAUGACUUUUCUGACGUAGCACACAUUAAUAACACGGACAGAAAAUACCACAGGACCAUAUCUUUUGUUCAUUGUAAUAUACAAUAUUGUAAGUUCUAGAUGUAAUUUAAAUUUUUAAAUUUAAUAUGCAGUUCUGCUGUCUGUGUCAUUUC
This is a messenger RNA of Etheostoma spectabile (orangethroat darter), 1064 nucleotides long. RefSeq names its product F-box protein 36b (gene fbxo36b). The transcript has 4 exons. Gene Ontology annotation, molecular function: protein binding. The coding region runs from base 33 to 695 and encodes 220 amino acids. The record is from RefSeq and is a predicted model, not a curated record. NCBI's taxonomy places the organism in Eukaryota, Metazoa, Chordata, Actinopteri, Perciformes, Percidae.